Pollicipes pollicipes is the source of this 426-nucleotide messenger RNA. RefSeq names its product adhesive plaque matrix protein-like. The transcript has 4 exons. The annotation marks the transcript as partial. NCBI's taxonomy places the organism in Eukaryota, Metazoa, Arthropoda, Thecostraca, Pollicipedomorpha, Pollicipedidae. The record is from RefSeq and is a predicted model, not a curated record.
GCCUACAAGGCUGCCGCUCCGGCUUAUAAGCCUAUCAACAAGCCUACCUACAGCCAACCCGCACCGGCACACAAGCCUCCCCAUUACAAGGAGGAGGCCAAGCCGUUCGCCUACGACUACGCUGUCAGCGACCACUAUACCGGCACCAACUUCGUCAAGAAGGAAGAAAUCACCUACGAGGGAGAGGCUCAGUACCCCGAGUAUCACCCCGCUCCUGCCUACAAGACUGCUGCUACGGCGUACAAGACUGCUGCCAAUGUUUACAAGCCCGCGGGCUACAACGCUGAUGUCACCUACGAGGGAGAGGCCCAGUUCCCCGAGUACUACCCCGCCCCUGCCUAUAAGGUUGCUGGGACGGCCUACAAGUCCGUCCACAAGUCUGCUUACAGCAAUGCCGCCCCGGCAUAUAAGCCUGCGACAUAUUAG